Molecule: messenger RNA, 288 nt
Organism: Strongylus vulgaris
Lineage: Eukaryota; Metazoa; Nematoda; Chromadorea; Rhabditida; Strongylidae
Source: the annotation of a GenBank genome assembly
AUGUCAAUGAUUAUAUUGCCGGUAUCACUGAUCUCAUCUCUUUGGCUAGUGUGUAUUGUUUCGAUCAAUGUCAGCUCUGCUCAGCCAGAUUACGACUCUCCAGAUUAUGGAAGUCCACUUUUCGGACCACCACCUCCACCAUGGAGACGUCAUGGUCCAUGGAGGCAGCCAUUUCCAGAGCCGUGGCGACGACCUCCACCACCAUGGCGACGACGUCCACCACCAUGGGGACCGCCACCGUAUGGACGACCUCCACCUCCGCCACCAUUCGGACCUCCGCCGUGGGGA